Molecule: messenger RNA, 2620 nt
Organism: Chironomus riparius
Lineage: Eukaryota; Metazoa; Arthropoda; Insecta; Diptera; Chironomidae
Source: the annotation of a GenBank genome assembly
AUGGGACUUUUCAAAAGAAAACAAGCUGACCCCACAACAUCGUCUGCACCUCCAACAACAACACACACUGAUCAUGAAAAAAGAAGUCGAAAAAUAUCUGUAUUAAAUUAUGUUUUUCCUAAAAGUAGGGUGAGCGAGGCAACGCUGCAAGUCUUCCGUCAGCUCCCAACCCAAAUCAGACACGACCCCUCAAUGAUCAAUUUUCAAAGAGAAGCGGAGCGAUGGAAUGCUGAACACGCAGAUUCUUCUUCCAUUAAGAGCGUACGCUCGGUGAAAUUGUAUGAUGAAAUAGAAAUGACAGACAAUAAGCCAAAAUUGCAUGUUAAAUAUGAAGAUGUAAGGCAUUCAGAAGAUGAGUCUGAUGAUGGGCAAUUUAUCACAAUUAAAGUGACAAAUAUGGAUAGUCAUGGAGCAGACGAUGAGGCUGAACGAACCGAUUGCUCAUUGACAGAUAUAGAUGAUCUGAAGCCAAGUCCAACAACACACAAGAAAACUGUAUCAAUUGCAGACUCACCACCAACAUCUUCUGCUGAUCAUCAUGAACAUUUCUCAAGUCAUCAUCCAAAAGUUGAGAGUCCGUUCCAUGAGUUUGGAAAAAUAUUUUUCCUCGUUUUUAUUUGGAUAUUAAUGACUUUAUUUCUAACGUCAACACCAGAGAAGAAAAUCAUAAGACGACAACUUGUUGUUCCUGUCGACGAACCUAAAUUCUAUACACUACCACAACUACCGAACGGCACUCUUAUAUCAAUAACAAUUCAAGCACCAUUUUUACCAAAUCAAAGAGAAUUUACGAGUAAAUGGAAAAAUCGAACUGUCGAAGAUCCACGACAAAGAGACAAUUCACUUACCAUAUUUUUACGCACUGAUGACGAUAAAAUCCUCACGCCAAACAAAACAUUUUACCUUUAUAAGCCCGGCGAUAUUGAUUAUGUGAAUGCAACAAAUAUUGAAUUUACAUUUGACAUUACGGAAGAUAAUCUAGAAGAUUUGCAUGAUGACGACAUUAUACAGGCAGUGAUUGUGAGCAACUUUUCGAAAUCAUCACAAGACGAGAAGCAGGAAGUUCCAAUUAUGUUUAGUGUUGACUUUACUCCAAUCAAUAAGCAAAUUGGCGUGCUUUUUGCAACGUUUACGCUUAUUCUGCUUUAUGUCUCAAUCAUUUGGGAGAUUGUCCACAGGACUUUUGCAGCAAUGAUUGCAAGCACUUUAUCACUAGCUUUACUUGCGGCUCUUAAUGAUAGGCCGACACACGAUGAAAUUAUGGGAUGGAUUGACGUUGAAACAAUUCUCUUGCUAUUUGCAAUGAUGAUACUUGUUGGAAUACUUACUGAAACAGGUGUAUUUGACCAUCUUGCGGUCUAUGCCUACAGGGUAACAAAUGGACAAAUUUGGCCUCUCAUCCAUUGCCUUUGCAUUAUAACUUCAUUAAUAUCAAUGCUUUUGGAUAAUGUUACAACUGUUCUUCUGAUGGCUCCUAUUACAAUCACAUUAUGUGAGGACAUGGAUCUAAAUCCUGUUCCAAUUUUAAUGGCAAUCGUUAUACACGCAAAUAUUGGAGGAUGUGCAACACCAAUUGGUGAUCCACCAAAUAUUAUAGUAAACAACAAAUCCCGUUUUAUUAGGUCAAGGAGUGAAUUUCCUGAAUUUUACACUUCACAUGUUAGUCGGCACCGUUAUCAUCACAAUUACAACAAAUAUACAUCUACGUUUGAUAUAUAAUAACGUCAACAUCCUAUUUAUUCAUGAGCCAAAGGAUGUGAAAAUGCUUAAGAAGAACAUUCUGACUUGGGAAAGAGCAUUACGCAACUCGAUAUCACCAUUUAGUAAGGAUGCAGACUUGGUGAGACAAACGCUCGUGAAGAAAAUUAAGGGUCUGCGGCAAGAGCUCAAAAGGAAAAUGUCAAAAGGAGUUGUUGAAACGACACGUUACCGCUCAACCCUUGAGGAAAUGGAAAAGGCAUAUCCAAUAAGAAAGAAAGGAUUGUUAAUAAAGUCAGGAAUUGCUUUAAUAUUCAUUCUGGUGCUAUUUUUUGUUCAGUCAAUUCCUGAAAUUCAUCGACUAUCGUUAGGAUGGUCAGCACUUAUUGGCAUUUUAUUCCUUUUGAUUAUCAGCAAUCGUGAUGAUAUGGAAGCAAUAUUACAUCGUGUUGAAUGGCCAACAUUGCUUUUCUUUGCUGCUAUGUUUGUUCUAAUGGAAGCUGUUGAACGAAUGGGAUUCAUCGCAUGGAUAGGAUCAGGAACUGAGAGUUUAAUUAAGGGAGUAUCAAAGGAUUAUCGUCUAGCUGUAGCAAUAAUAAUAAUUUUAUGGGUAUCAGCAUUAACAUCAGCAUUUGUGGAAUCAUUACCCGUGACACAAAUGAUGGUCAAAAUUGUGAUAUCAUUAGCUGCUAAUCCAAAACUUGGAUUGCCUUUACAACCCCUCGUAUGGGCCAUGGCGUUUGGUCCAGCAUUAGGUGGCAAUGGGACAUUAGUUGGAGCAUCUGCGAAUAUUAUUUGUGCUGGUAUAGCCGAACAGCAUGGAUAUAAAAUGACUUUUAUGGACUUUUUGAAAUUUGGCUUUCCAAUAAUGUUGACAACAGUGCUCUUCACGAACCUAUACAUAUUUUUAUUCACAUUAUAA